Molecule: messenger RNA, 1923 nt
Organism: Paraglomus occultum
Lineage: Eukaryota; Fungi; Glomeromycota; Glomeromycetes; Paraglomerales; Paraglomeraceae
Source: the annotation of a GenBank genome assembly
AUGAACAUUAAGCCAUACUCAUAUUCCGAAACUGACUCUGGAGUCAGAGUUCAUAUCUUCAAACCGACUAUGGAAGAGUUCAAAGACUUCUAUUCAUUUGUUACGGCUAUCGACCAUUACGGGAAAGAGACUGGAAUCGUAAAGGUGAUCCCACCAAAGGAAUGGGCUCAGAACCUACCCGAUCUCAAAGAGAAGGUCCAAACUCUGACAGUAAAGAACCCAAUAGAACAGAUGUUUACCGGUCGAGCAGGAGUAUAUAAGCAAACGAACGUUGAAUUGAAAAGAGGCUACUCUUUAAAAGAAUGGCAAAAGAUCUGUUUACGUGAAGAACACCGUCCUCCCCCAGAACGACAAGCGAAGGCACGAGAAUUCGCAAACAAAAAACGAAAGCUUCCGGCAGAUUUUGAACAGACGAAUAAUAAUGAUGAGAAGGCUGACGAUUUUGAUUAUCGCUGGCCCAAUCAAUAUCUAUAUACGGAUGAGUACUGCCGAGAACUCGAAGGACAAUACUGGAAAUCUAUUUUAUAUAAUACCCCUAUGUAUGGGGCUGACAUGAUGGGUUCUUUAUUCGAUAACAGAACGACAGCUUGGAAUGUGGAUCGUCUAGAAAAUUUGCUCAACAGGCUUAAUGUCAGCAUUCCUGGGGUUAACCGGGCCUACCUUUAUUUUGGCAUGUGGAAAGCGACCUUUGCAUGGCACGAUUUUGACCUUUACUCUAUUAAUUACAUCCACUUUGGAGCACCGAAGCAAUGGUACGUCAUUCCUCCAAAGUUUGCGGGAGAAUUUGAGUCGUUUAUGCAAGGUCAAUUCGCGGCGGAGCACCGACAAUGCCGCCAAUUCUUGCGGCAUAAGAUGUUUCACGUGUCGCCCAAAGUCCUUGCUGAUAAAGGUAUCCCAUGCGGUCGACUGGUUCAGCGCCAGGGAGAAUUUGUUAUAACCUUUCCGUAUGGGUACCAUGCUGGUUAUAACUUGGACUAUAAUUGCGCUGAAUCAGUCAACUUUGCACUAGAGAGCUGGGUGCCGUUGGGCAAGAGGGCACAAUUUUGCCCCUGCCAGGGAGACAGCGUGAAAAUAGACGUCGGCACCACAUUCAGUGAUCUUUUGGAUGGCGGCGGCGCGAAAGAUGAAAGUAUAAUAGUUUCAGAGAGUGAGAGACAUUUGAUAGGUAGUAAUAAAUAUCCUCGAUACGCAGUUUCUCGUAUAACCAGCUCAUCUCCGAGAGAGCUCUCACCGUCGUUCUCCACAAAGCCGAGAAUUUCCAAUGUAUCGGGAAAACGAGCAGCAUCGAGUAGAAAUUCAGCUGAUGUGCCAGUCAAGAAGCCAAAGAAAAUAAAACUUGUCCAGAAACAAGAACAGUGCGAGCUAUGUCCUGUUCCCGAGGGUCCACUUUGUCGUACGGAAGAGGGGCUAUUUGCUCAUGGUUUAUGUGCGUCGUUUGUGCCGGAAACUUAUAUUGCCACACUUGACGAUGAAGAAGGAACAGAAUAUGUCGUUGGAUUACAAGCUAUACCACAAGAACGAUGGGAGCUGACGUGCGAGGUCUGUAACAGCAAGAACGGAGCCUGUAUACAAUGUGCCGACAUGAAGUGCACUCGCGCAUUCCACGCAGCGUGUGCGCAAAAGGGCAAAUAUCAUCUUCAACAACGCAUUACUCAGAAUGGUGAAUUCAUAUAUGAAGCAUUCUGUAAAAUUCAUGACCCGCGAGUACAGGCUGAGAUUGCUAGAAAGAAUGCGGAAUUAGCACCGUUUGUAGUACUUGGAGCCGAAGUGUGGGCAAAAACCAUGGGGGCGUGGUAUAAAGGGGUGAUCGAAGCGAGGGACGACUCUAGGGCGGCUUGUCGAGUCCUUUUCAACGAUGGUUAUACAAAGACAGUCUAUUGGCGAAGUCUUCGAUUCUCAGAUCCAGAGGCCACUGCUCUAUGA